UCCCGUUCCCUUGUUCAUCUUGUUCCAUCAUGUCUUACACAUAUCUCGCGACAAUUUAGAGGCAUGUUCUAAGUGGUAUCCGGCCUCCACGCACAGUUGACUCGCACCGCGCCUGUGCUUCAGCCGAACUCAUUACGCAUCUCUCAUCAACUCUGAUAUUUUCUUGAAAAGAGUUUCCCAUAUCUAAAGCUGUCAAGAUGUUUGACCCAUCAGCAGCUAUCAUAUCCCUAAUCGAGCGUUUCAUGACAGUGACAGUCCCCAAAAGCAAUGAGCCCAGACCCAUACCCACCAUCCCAGAAUUCAUCUACAAGACAGCCAUCUGCUUCAUCGGGGCGUGGCUCGCGCAGUUCAUUCUGGGGGGCCUCUUCAAUUCGGCGAACCAUCCACUUGUGGAUUUUCCGGGUCCGAAAAGGGCUGCGUUCACCGAGUGGUACCGGACGUAUUUGGAAUUGUUUUGCGGGAGAUCUUGGGUCCAUGUGCUGGAGGAGUGGCACCAGAAAUAUGGGAAAAUUGUCCGCGUUGGCCCAAAUGAGCUUUCCUUCUCUGAUCCAGCAGCCUAUCAUGAGAUCUAUAAUAGCAGUAACUUCUGGGACAAGGAAGCUUCAGUCUAUCAAAGUUUCGGUCAGGACCAUGCAACGUUUGGCUUCCUGAAAUAUGCAGAUGCCAAGAAACGAAAGGAUAUCAUGAGUCCGCUUCUCUCUCGUAAAGCGAUCUCAGACCUUCAGGAGCUCGUGCAAAGUAAUGUUGACCGCCUUUGUGAAGGGCUGACGAACAACAACGCGGCUGGGCGGUCCUCGGACUUGUUUUUUGGUCUUCGGUGCUUUGCAGUUGAUACCACCACUUCAGUCUGCUUUGCAAUAUCUGUGGAUGCUCUAGACGAGCCCGAGUUUAAAGCCCCAAUCGUAGAAGCAAUGGAAAAGGCUCCUGCACACCUGGUCCUGUUCAAACACUUCCCCUGGCUUCAAUCAAUUUUUAUUAGAAUGCCACGGUGGCUUACUGUUAUGGUUGCUCCACAGACUUCUGGAAUAGCUCGAGUUAUGGAUAUACUAAGGACGCAGAUUAAAGAUGCCAUGGCCAACCCAUAUAGCUUGAAGGACUCGUCUCGUCACAUCGUGUAUCAUGCACUGCUUAGUGUGGAAGCGAACGAGGGGGCAAAAUCCGCUGAUGAAAAGAGCUUGCUUCAGGAAGCCCAGUCAUUGCUACUUUGCGGUAGUGAUGCAGUUUCAAAUCAGAUCAUGCUUGGUACUUGGCACUUGCUCGAGAGUCCAGCCCUUGUUCGGCGGCUCAACAAGGAAUUAUUGAAAGUUUGGCCAGUUCUCGAUAUAGUUCCGAGCUUUGCAGAGUUAGAGAAGCUUCCGCUUUUGACAGCAGUAGUCAAAGAAACGCUUCGCAUUGGCCCAGGUGGCAUCCCUGGAGUGUUACCUCGUGUUGUUCCAGAGAAAGGAGCGACAAUAAAUGGAUCUUUUAUUCCCCAAGAAACUAUUGUGGGAAUGAGUGGAUAUUUCGUACACCAUGCCGAAUCCAUCUUCAAGGAUCCCAAGACAUUUGAUCCAGACCGCUGGCUAGGAGAAGACUCGGAAUCUCUUGACAAGUGGUUGGUAUCUUUCUCGAAAGGACCUCGCUCUUGUUUGGGAAUAAAUCUUGCAUAUUGUGAGCUGUACCUAGUUCUCGCAGCUCUGUUCCGGCGAUUUGAUAUUGAGCUUGAUAGCGCAAGGUAAGACUACCUAACUUUCUCUUUACAAAUGAGAACACUAAGAGUAAAUGAUCGCUCUAAAUCACCGCUAACAAGGCACAGCGGAAGAUUGAAAGACUUGGAGUGGAGAGACCACUUCGUAACGCGUUUUUCGGGGCCGCACCUGCGCGCUUUCUGCAGACCCGUCUCCAAGUAGCUGGACAAGAUUUUCCUGUUCGAAAGCGAAAUCUACACUGCAUACCAGAGCAAUUAAUCAGAUGGGCUCUGUCCCG
Messenger RNA from Amorphotheca resinae ATCC 22711, 1965 nucleotides. RefSeq lists its product as hypothetical. The record is from RefSeq and is a predicted model, not a curated record. NCBI's taxonomy places the organism in Eukaryota, Fungi, Ascomycota, Leotiomycetes, Helotiales, Amorphothecaceae. The transcript has 7 exons. Gene Ontology annotation, molecular function: heme binding; monooxygenase activity; iron ion binding. Bases 198 to 1718 code for a protein of 506 amino acids.